Messenger RNA from Capsella rubella, 1209 nucleotides. Its product is annotated as homeobox-leucine zipper protein HAT9. The transcript has 3 exons. Gene Ontology annotation, molecular function: sequence-specific DNA binding; DNA-binding transcription factor activity, RNA polymerase II-specific. Bases 124 to 948 code for a protein of 274 amino acids. Lineage: Eukaryota; Viridiplantae; Streptophyta; Magnoliopsida; Brassicales; Brassicaceae. Gene Ontology annotation, biological process: regulation of DNA-templated transcription. The record is from RefSeq and is a predicted model, not a curated record.
AUUAUUUCCUAAACUUCAUCAAACCCAAAACCAAAAAAAAAAUCUCAUUUCUUUUUUCCUCUCAAAAUCCCAAAGAUAGAUAAAAUUUACAUAGGCAAGAUAUUUUUCAUCAUUUUGACUCAGAUGAGUUAUGAUGAUUCAUGCAACUCAGGUCUCGUUCUUGGAUUAGGUCUCUCACCAACUCCAAAUAAUUAUAAUAAUGCCAUCAAGAGAUCUUCCGAAUACAAGCUCGAGCCGUCGUUGACCCUAAGCCUCUCCGGCGAUCCCUUGUUGACGUUGGUAGCCGGAGCCGACCAGCUUUGCCGUCAGACGUCAUCUCUCAGUGGAGUCUCUUCUUUUUCAAGCGGGAGGGUGGUGAAGAGAGAGAGAUACGGCGGCGAAGAGUCACCGGAGGAGGAGGAGACUACGAAGAGGGUUAUAAGUGAAGACGAAGAAGGUGUUAGUGCUAGAAAAAAACUUAGGCUUACGAAAGAACAAUCUUCUCGUCUUGAGGAUAGCUUCAAGCACCAUAGCACUCUUAAUCCCAAGCAAAAGCAAGUUCUGGCAAGACAGCUGAACCUAAGGCCAAGACAAGUUGAAGUAUGGUUUCAAAAUAGAAGAGCCAGGACAAAGCUGAAGCAAACAGAAGUAGAUUGCGAGAUUUUGAAGAAGUGUUGUGAGACAUUAACAGAUGAGAACAUGAGACUUCGGAAAGAGAUUCAAGAACUCAAAACCCUAAGCUUGACUAAUCAUCAUCAGCCCUUUUACAUGCACAUGUCUACAAACCCUACUCUAACGAUAUGUCCUUCAUGUGAGAUAAUCAUCGCCGGUGGCGGUAACGGAGGAGGAGGUGGUGGUAGUGUGGCCAACACGGUGGUUGUCGAUGGAGGUAAGACUAAAGGAGCUUUCUCCAUCUCCUCAAAGCCUCACUUCUUCAACCCUUAUACCAAUCCAUCUGCAGCUUGUUGAAUUUUAAUAUGAAGUAAUUAAUUCGUUUUUUUGUAUUACUUAUUUUUUUUUUCUUUCUUGGGUGGGCAUAUUAACUAGUAGGAAGAACACAAGAACUAUGUUAGAAAAGGUAAGAUGGUUUCUUCGACAAUCCCCACUUUGUUUUUCAGUGGGAUUGUUUGGUUUGGGGAAAAAAGAAUAGUUUGUAAUUAUUAUUUUAUUUGUAGAAAAAGGUAUAAUAGUCUUCUUCACUUUAAAUUUAAUCCAUCUUAUUUUCUCACC